AUAAACUGUCAAUUUUGACAACUCGCAAAGAGAAGUAUUCUGCGUUAAAUAUAUAUCCAAAACAAUGGAUUUUAUUUAUAAAUAAAGAACAACGUGAGCUGAAAAAAUCGCAAAAACUACCAAGCAAAUUUGGCAUAAAAUAUAAUUUAAUAAUAGAACAAAACCGAUUUCUUUUUUAUGUAUGUUCGAUGUCAACGUUGAACCAAAUUGUAUUUAUGCGAACUUUUGAAAAUAUUUAAAAAAACCUUUUAAGUGCAACAGGUUAAUAAAUUAUUAACGAAAUCAUGUCCAUUUUGCGUCAUUGUGGUGUAGUGCUUUCGCGCUCCUAUAAAUUACCAUUAUAUGGUGCUAUUUGUCGGCAAGCGCAGUCUUCACUAUUGCAGCCACAAGCAUUGGCAGCUGUAAAAACCGUCGAUGUCCGCGGUCACAAGCGCUUCGGCCAUGAAAAGCAGAAAACUCCUGGAUUUACUAUAUUUUUCCAUGCUACUGUAAUGACUGUAUUAUUUCUAUCAUUAAUGGACUACAAAAGAAUCAAGCGUUACUUCCUUAAAAGGGUCGAUACAGAAGAGGCACAUCCUAACCAAGAUAUACGGUAUGAAUUUGUUAACGAAAAUUCUAAAUUAACUGAUAAUAUGGAGAAAAGUGAAGACGAAGAAGAGGAGGAUAAAUCAAAUGAUAAAAUAGGUUUUCGCGAUCGCAAGAUAAUUGAAUACGAAAAUCGCAUUAGACAAUUUUCGACACCAGACAAAGUAUUUCGAUACUUUGCCACAAUUCAAAUUCCAACCGCCGAUGAACGCUAUGAAAUUUUCAUGACACCAACUGAUUUUCUCACUAGCAUGACACCCGGAAUGAAGCAACCAGAGGGUUUGGGCCUUGAUCAGUAUCGGCGGUACGAUCCAAAGUCGGUCGCUGAAGCUUUAAACCUUCAAUUGGAAAAGAACAGCAUAUUUUAUAAACUUGGCUCUUCCGGACUAAUCACUUUCUCUGACUAUAUCUUUUUGUUGACUGUGCUUUCGACCUCUCGUCGCCAUUUUGAAAUUGCUUUUCAAAUGUUUGACCUGAAUGGAGAUGGGGACGUUGACUGUGAAGAGUUUGAGAUGGUAGCUACACUAAUACGUCAGCAGACAAGCAUUGGCAGUCGACAUCGUGACCAUGCGAACACUGGCAACACCUUUAAGGGCGUGAACUCAGCACUUACCACUUAUUUCUUCGGAAAAAAUCUGGACCAAAAACUUACAAUCGAGAGAUUUUUGAACUUCCAAUAUCAAUUACAACGUGAGAUCUUAUCGCUGGAGUUUCAACGCAAACAGCCCGACGAAAAUGGUAGAAUAUCUGAGGCCGAUUUUGCGGAACUAAUGUUGGCUUAUGCUGGAUAUCCAUUGAAAAAGAAGCAUAGGAAAGUGAAGCGUGUCAAACGUCACUUCAAAAACAAUAGUACUGGCAUAUCCAAAGCUGAUUACCUGGAUUUCUUUCACUUCCUGAAUAAUAUCAACGAUGUCGAUACGGCGUUAACUUUUUACCACAUCGCCGGUGCCUCAAUCGAUCAAGCGACACUAAAACACGUUGCCAAGACCGUAGCCAUGGUCGAUUUAUCUGAUCACGUGAUCGAAGUUGUCUUUGCCAUUUUCGAUGACAACAAUGAUAAUCAACUGAGCAAUCGGGAGUUUGUUGCUGUAAUGAAGAAUCGUGUCCAGCGCGGCUUAGAGAAACCAAAAGAUACUGGUUUCAUUAAACUUUUACGUUCUAUGCUGAAAUGUGCUAAGGAGACAAAACCAGUGCUAUUGGACCUUUAAAUCAUUUCAGAAAAAUAAAAGAAAAUAUAUAGAAUUUUUUAUUUAUUUACUUAAUAUUAGCGAAUUCCGCACAUAAAUGACCUUGCAAUGUCGUUAUAAUAAUUUCUUUGGUGAUCCUCAAGUUUUUCAAUUUUUAUUUAUUUAUUUUAAUCAUCAUAUAUAUACUCGUAUAGGUAUAUAAUACAUAAAUAUCGAUGUAAUUAAUAUAAUACAUAUUUAUGAACUUUAUAGACUUACAAUUGUUACAUGCUUUAACCAAAAAUGGUUCCUUGAGGACGAGUUUCACUUGGGCCCAUUUUAGAAAGAACGCCUUUUUCUUAUCAAUCUAAUCAAACAUUUUAUUUAUUUUAAGUUAUUUAUUACGUUAGUUACUUUAAACGCUUUUUUCCUGUAUAUUUUUCAAAUCUGUCAAUCUGACGUAUAAAGUUACAUUUCUAAAAUAAAUAUACAUUUUAA
Messenger RNA from Teleopsis dalmanni, 2249 nucleotides. RefSeq names its product calcium uptake protein 1 homolog, mitochondrial (gene MICU1). Gene Ontology annotation, molecular function: calcium ion binding. The record is from RefSeq and is a predicted model, not a curated record. Bases 285 to 1793 code for a protein of 502 amino acids. Gene Ontology annotation, biological process: mitochondrial calcium ion homeostasis; calcium import into the mitochondrion. The transcript has 8 exons. NCBI's taxonomy places the organism in Eukaryota, Metazoa, Arthropoda, Insecta, Diptera, Diopsidae. Gene Ontology annotation, cellular component: uniplex complex.